Molecule: messenger RNA, 2798 nt
Organism: Erpetoichthys calabaricus (reedfish)
Lineage: Eukaryota; Metazoa; Chordata; Cladistia; Polypteriformes; Polypteridae
Product: zinc finger protein 239-like
Exons: 3
Coding region: 888-1766 (292 amino acids)
Biological process (GO): negative regulation of transcription by RNA polymerase II
Molecular function (GO): DNA-binding transcription repressor activity, RNA polymerase II-specific
Source: RefSeq, a predicted model, not a curated record
CGUUUCCUUUCACCGUAGUCUGGCGGCAGAACCUUCUCUCUUGUUUUGUUUUUUUUGAUUUUAUUCCAGGUUUUCGUCUUUUGCUCCAAUUCGACUCUCGUGUUCGGAUUUCUUUCGGGUCACAAGAACAAAGAAAAAGGCAGAAGAUAAAUCAAAGCCUCCUCCGCAGCUCCCAUGGCCAUGUGGUGAGGGCUUGUCCAUGAGAGAAGGGAAUCAUAGAACAGAAUAGAAGACACGUGGAGAGAGAGAGAAGAGUUUUACACAGAGCAUGGCCUCGGCGAAAAAAGAUGGCAUGGACGAAAGGCUGCCCCGCGUUAAAGAAGAGGACUGUGAGUGGGGGACAGCACCGGAGGAUUUGCGCGUGAAGCUGGAGGACUGUGAAGGGGGAAUUUCCGGUUUUAAAGAGGAGGAGUGCCAGUGGGAGAUUGUCGAAGUUAAAGUCGAGGAUUUCGCAGUCGGUCCUGAACUUCAAAGGCACGAAACCGGGGGGAAGUCGUUCAAGGAAGACGUGGGGGAAGAAUCUCAUUCCAGCUUACAGCCCCCGUUCACUCGCACAGGACAACCGGCUACCCAGCCGAAUCCUUUGGAGCUGAAAUCUGAGGUAGCCGAGUUUGAGGAGAAAAUCGCAGGAGGAAAUGAGGGGGAAGUGGAAGACCUGCAGUCAUCUUGGAGUGGUGGAAUAAAUUUCCCAGAGGAUUUCAGCCUCUCAGUGUCUUCAUUUGCUCAGACGUCUCUUCAGUGCAGACUGCAACAGGACAAGGAGAAGAUGAAGAAAUCAACAAGAGGAUCGGAGAAUUUGACAGCAGUCUCUUUCCAAUGUAGUUCCUUUCCUGCUGCCAGACUAAUACAGACAAAAGCCAUCACCACAGAAGAACAUCAAGGUCAAAAUGCGGACCAAGAGGCUGUAUAUGCCAGCCAAGGGUGUGAAAAAAACAUUUAAAAUCAAAUCUGACUGUAACGAUGAGCCUGUCCAUUCAGUUCAGAAGCCACAAGCCUGUUCUGAAAGUGGCAGUCUGUUUGCACACAGAAACAGUCUUCAAGUACUUAAAAGAGUUCACAAUGGAGAAAAAACACCCUGCUGUCAAGUGUGUGGCAAACAAUUCCCCAGUAACAGUGCUCUUCAGCGGCACAUGCAUGUUCAUACUGGAGAGAAGCCAUACAGCUGUGCCAAAUGUGGCAAAAGCUUUUCACGUAACAGCAGUCUUCACAAUCAUUCAAAAAUUCACCUGGGAGAAAGGCCUUAUCGCUGCUCUGAAUGUGGUAAAGGAUUCUCGUUUUUAGGUAAUUUUCAUGACCACUUAAGAAUUCACAGCGGAGAGAAGCCUUACUGUUGUAGUGAAUGUGGCAAACGCUUUAUACAAGGAAGCAGCCUGCGGAGACACAUCCGAACUCACACUGGAGAAAAACCUCACUGUUGUUCUGAAUGUGGAAAGCAAUUUUCUGAUGGGAACGCGCUUCAGAGACACAAACGAAUUCACACUGGAGAAAAGCCAUAUUGCUGUUCUGAAUGUGGGAAACAAUUCUCUGACAGUAGCGCACUUCGGCAGCACACCAGAAUUCACAUUAGAGAGAAGCCAUAUUGCUGCUCUGAAUGUGGGAAACAGUUCUCUUACAGUAGCUCUCUUCGGAAACACCGACGAAUUCACACUGGAGAAAAGCCAUAUUGCUGUUCUGAAUGUGGUAAAGGAUUCACUGUGAGUAGCAAUCUUCGGCAACACGAACGAAUUCACAUUAGAAGAAAAUCACAUUCCUGUUCUGAAAAGUAGCUUUCUUCAGAGUCCCACAAGGUUUCUUAUUGGUGAAAAAACAUACUGCAGUUUAGAAUGUGGCAAACAAAGCUGUAAUUGUAGCAGUCUGCAAAGAGUGAUGCAAGUUUGUACUGGAAAAAGGCCAUGUUCUUGUUCUGAAUGUGGCAUACAAUUAUUUGACCAUAACACUCUUUGGGAGCACACACAAAUUCAUGAAUUCAUACUGGGCAUAAACGAUAUUGCUGAUCUGAAUGUGGGAAAUGAUUAUCUGCCAGUAGCUCUUUUCAGCGGCACACUUGAAUUCAUAAUGAAGGGAAGCCAUAUUGCUAUUCUAUAUGUGGCAAAUGAUUUUCUCAAAGACGUUGCUUUCACUAUGUUUCGGACACUUAAACUGGAAAGAAAAAAAAAUUCAGAACUAAGCUUGUUGUGGGGAAAAAAAAAAGAAACAACUGAAACAGUGCUGGCUGCAAUGGGCUGGCGCCCUGUCCAGGGUUUUUUCCUGCCUUACACCCUAUGCUAACUGGGAUAGGCUCCAGCUGACCCCUGUGCUCCUGAUCAGGAUGAAGCGGGUUCAAAAAUGACUGACUGACAGAAACUGUGCUGGGCUACUGAGAUCAGCAGGUCUCAUAAAAUUUGACCUUCCAGGACUUCUUGUCUCCCUACCAAUUUCCAUCACUCCACGAACUGCAGGAAGAGGCAGCUUUGGGAACAACGGAGGUGUCACAGCAAGGACUUGUUGUAAAUCUGCAUGAAUAAGAGAGGGAGAUGUUCCGACUGAAGCGUGACUAUUAGUACAUAAAACUCCUCGGGAAAAUUUCACCCUAAAGGAGAAUCCAUACUAGCGUUCUGAAUGUGGGGAAACGAUUCUCACAAAUGGGUACACUUCAGCAAGACAUUAGAAUUCAUACUGGACAGAAACUGGAUUCAGAGCGGUCCUAUGGCUUUACUCCAUACUUCAGCAACUAACGAAUGGGCAAAUAAUGUUAAGGUUCCAUUUGGCUUGUACUACCUUGUUUUCUUGUCUGUUUAAACAAAUCUGAGUUAUUCUGU